GUGGCGUUCUUUGCACCCAGGGAAGAAGGAGCCCAGCAGGCUAGCGAAAGCACCGGCACACAGACAGAGAAAUAACAUCAUGAAGCUCGCGCUAACGCUCUUGUUUGUCCUCCUAGCUGCUUGGACCCCUGUCCGCUGUGGCAAGGGAGGCAAAGCUCACGAGCCUCCGCAACCGCAGGAUCCUGAAGAAACACGCUCAGCCUUCGCGGCUCUGGACGACGUGCGUCUCCUGGCUAACGGCCUCCUCCAGCUGGGCCAGAGCCUCCGCGAGUUCGUCCAGAAGACCAAAGGCCAGAUCAACGACAUCCUCCAGAAGCUCAACAUCUUCGACCGCUCCUUCUACCAGCUGUCGGUGCUGGCCAGCGAGAUCAAGGAGGAGGAGGAGGAGCUGAAGAAGACCACGGUGGUUCUGAAGGCCAACAAUGAGGAGAUCAGGAGCUUGUCCCUGGAGAUCAGCCACAAGGUGGAUAGCAUCCUGCAGGAGAGAGGCCAGCUGCAGAGCAAGGUGGGGGGGCUGGAGGAGAAGCUGAGCGGCUUGUCCCUGGUCAUGGUCCCUGCGGAGCAGCUGGCUGAGAUCCACACCCUCAAGGAGGUGAUCCACACUCAGGAGAGGAGCAUCACUGAGCUCCUGAAGGCUGUCAGGGAGCAGAGUGACCAGCUCAACCACCAGCAGAGCAAAAUCAACAACCUAGAGGAGAAGCUCCGCUACAACAGCCACGUCCAGGAGACAGUGGACAGACCAGCAGACUUCUUCAGCUCGGUGACGCCCACACUGCCCGCAUAUCUGACCAGCAACUCUACCAGCAGCAGCUUGGACCAGGACGGCCUCCCCUCAGACUGCACCGAGGUCUUUCGCAGGGGAGAAAGGAACAACGGGGUGUACCCCAUCAAGCCCAACAAAUCAGAGCCCUUCAUGGUCUAUUGCGACAUGUCCGAAGGAGGAGCUACAGUGAUCCAGAGGAGGAAGGACGGAUCUGUGAAUUUUGAUCAGACGUGGGAGAUGUACGAAAAUGGAUUCGGAGACAUCCAUGGGGAGUUCUGGCUGGGCCUGAGGAGGAUCCACGCGCUGGCCGCUCAGGGAGACUCCCUCCUCCACAUCCAGCUGGAGGACUGGAAACAGGGCAAACGCCACAUCCAGUACAACCUCUCCCUGGAGGGUCCCGAGAGCCACUACACCAUCCACCUGGCGCACGCGUCCGGGGAUCUGCCCGACGCUAUGACCAACCACAGCGGAAUGAUGUUCUCCACCAAGGACCGAGACCACGACAAGGACGAGGGCUCCAACUGCGCCUACGACUACACAGGAGGUUGGUGGUUCGAUGCCUGUGGAGACACCAACCUGAACGGAAGGUACGUCCACGUGAGGCCCAAGGGUCGGUUGGAGCGCAGGAGGGGGAUCCACUGGAGGCCCAGCCACAGGGCCUCCUACUCUCUCAUGUCCACCCAGAUCUCCAUCAUCCCCACCGCCACCUCCGCCUCUGAAACACACUCGGGCAACUUCCUCUGAAAUGACCCAUGAAGAAAAACGAGCAAAACAAACAAGAUAUAAACCUAUCUUUGGUAACCUCUGGCUAUAGCUCUAAGCACGGUAGCAGGGUUACGUGUUUUGAUUUAGCAUCGUACUGUGAGGUCCUGUCUAGUUAACCAGAGGGGAAUUGAAUAGGUUGCUGAAUCUAAAGGAGAGUAUUUCUGAACCACAGGGUCUUACUCAUAAAGUGACUGACUAGUACUUAAACUAAAGUUAUUAGAGAAAGGUCACAAAAGAAGUAAUUAGAGAGAUAUGCUACAACAAACACCAAAUGUGGUGGAACAAAUAUCAAAAUUUGCAUUUAAUGGAUUGGUAAGGGCUCAGUAUUGCGGCAUGCAUACAUACACACGCUGUAUUUCAAGCUGCAUAUAAAACCAUGAAUGAAGAGCGGAGAGUUGGUCUGUCUGUGUGACAGUCUUUACCAGGAUUUUACUGAGUCACAUUGACUAACACCAUAUAUAUCCACACAUCUUUACUGUACAUACUGUAUUUUUGUUACACAUCCCAUUUUUACAGGUCUGACAAAUAAAUCAUAUUUAUAUCACUGG
This is a messenger RNA of Osmerus eperlanus (European smelt), 2076 nucleotides long. Its product is annotated as angiopoietin-related protein 3-like. The transcript is spliced from 7 exons. Gene Ontology annotation, biological process: phospholipid homeostasis; triglyceride homeostasis; cholesterol homeostasis. The record is from RefSeq and is a predicted model, not a curated record. The coding region runs from base 80 to 1507 and encodes 475 amino acids. Lineage: Eukaryota; Metazoa; Chordata; Actinopteri; Osmeriformes; Osmeridae.